UUAAAGUAUCCCAUGAUAAUAAUCACAGGAUAAAUAGUUUCAUAUGUCUUAAAAUAUGUUAAUUCUCCAGGCGUACAUGCCAUGCUUUAGUUCAUCCCGACAGUGGGUAGAAUAAGAAAAGGGUUGAGAAUAUACGUACGGUCCAUAGAUGGCAGCCGAACACGAAGCAAUAGGCGGCGAAAGAUGAAAGUUCUUGAUCCUCAAGACCCUCUUCUUCAUAAGUGGAACAAAAUAUUUAUAGUUUGUUGUGUGAUUUCCUUAUUCCUGGAUCCGCUUUUCUUCUACGCACCAGUGGUUGAUGCCAAGAACCUGUGUCUAUCCCUGGACAAGAAACUGGAGAUCUCUGUUUGUGUUCUUCGUACAUUCUUUGACAUUUUCUAUGUGCUUCAUAUUGUUUUGGAGUUUCUUACUGGAUUCGUUGCCCCUUCUUCUCGAGUGUUUGGGAGGAGCGAGAUAAUCGAUAAUGGUAGAGCAAUAUGCUUACGUUAUCUCUAUUCCUACUUCAUCCUAGACAUUUUAUCAAUUCUUCCUCUACCUCAGGUAACCGUGAUGACCAUUGUAAAUGCCCCAAUUUCCCUGGCCACAAAAGACCUCCUUAAGAUGCUUAUUUUCGCGCAAUUCUUCACAAGAAUUCUUCGGAUUUAUCCCUUAUACAAGGCGGUCAAUAGAAGUUCACGCAGAUUUAGUCGAACGGCCUGGCCUGCAGCCGUUUACAAUCUCCUUCAAUGCAUCCUUGCCAGUCAUGUGUUUGGAGCACUGUGGUACGUGAUCGCGAUAGAACGCAAGGAGAGAUGUUGGCGGAUGGCAUGUGGUGAUCAUAACGGUUGUAAGUUAGAGGAUCUUUAUUGCGGAGUGGGCCGUGGAGACACUUCAUUUCUGAAUUCUUCAUGUCCGCUUCUUGAGCCUGACCAGAUAAUGAGCCCUGCAGACUUUGACUUCGGCAUGUUUCUUCAUGCUCUUAAGUCUCAUGUGGUUGAACAAACAGACUUCACUAGGAAAUUCUUCAAUUGCUUUUGGUGGGGCUGGCGAAAUUUGAGUUCAUUGGGUCAGAAUCUGAAUACAAGCAAUUCUGUAGGAGAGAUUAUUUUUGCCCUGCUCAUGUCCGUCACUGGGCUGGUUCUGGUUGCGUCAGUCAUCAGCAGCAGCAUACAGCAAUUUGUACAGUCCAUCACUGGUAGGUUAGAAGAGGUGAGAAUGAAGCGUCAGGAUAUUGAACAAUGGAUGUCCCAGCGCAUGCUUCCAGAGGGCUUGAGGGCUCGUAUACGACAAUACGAGCAAUACAAAUGGCAACAAAAAAGAGGCGUUGAGGAAGAAUCCUUGAUCAGUAAUUUUCCUAAGGAUUUAAGGAGGGACAUCAAGCGCCAUCUCUGCUGGAAUUUAUUAACAAGAGUGCCGCUGUUUGAGAGAGUGGAUGAGCAGCUGCUGGAUGUAAUGUAUUCUCGUCUAAAGCCUGUUCUCUAUGUGGAGAACAGCUAUAUUUUUCGCCAGGGAGAUCCUGUCGAUGAGAUGCUAUUCAUAAUGAAAGGUAGCAUAUUGUCAAUGUCCACAAACGGUGGCACAACUGGUUUCUUCAACUCGUUUCAUCUAACCGCCGGAGACUUCUGUGGAGAAGAACUUCUGACAUGGGCUCUAGAGGACAACUCUUCUUCCAGCCUUCCUGUCUCAACCAGAACCGUGCGGGCCUACAGAGAUGUUGACUGUUUCUGUUUAACGCCGGAUGACUUGAAAUAUGUCAUGUCCCAAUUUAAACGUGUUCACGGCAAGCAGCUGCAGCACACUUAUAGGUAUUAUUCCCAGCAGUGGAGGACAUGGGGUGCCUGUUUUAUACAAGCAGCAUGGCGUCGGCAUUACAGGAGGAAGAUCGAAAAGACGCUGCGAGAAGCAGAAGACAGACUGCAGAAUGCAUUGGCCAAGGAAGGAUCAGGGAGUUUGCCGAGCCUUGCUGCAACCGUUUAUGCAUCAAGAUUCGCCACCAAUAUGCUAGGAAACUUGCGACGUAAUCAUCCACGUAACACAUUCCAUCUCCAAAAUUACCACCUCUACUGCUUCACAAGCCAGCUGAGCCUGAUUUUAGUGCAGAAAAUCCUUCAUAAAGCUCGGUGAUUGUCAGAAUAGUUACGGGAGGAAGAAAAAAUUGAGUUCUCUAAAUCUUGAUUUUAUGCCCGGAAAAGAAACAUUCUCGUCCUAUAACUUUGGUUUGAAUUCACAUUGGUCCUUCAUCUUUCGUAAUAUUAGAUUUAGUGUUUUUAUCUAUCAAUUUUGUGUAAAUUUGGUCCUUUACACUAAUUUGACUUUUUUACUCUUUUGA
Messenger RNA from Sesamum indicum (sesame), 2308 nucleotides. RefSeq names its product cyclic nucleotide-gated ion channel 1-like. Gene Ontology annotation, molecular function: monoatomic ion channel activity. The record is from RefSeq and is a predicted model, not a curated record. Lineage: Eukaryota; Viridiplantae; Streptophyta; Magnoliopsida; Lamiales; Pedaliaceae. Gene Ontology annotation, biological process: transmembrane transport; monoatomic ion transport. Gene Ontology annotation, cellular component: membrane.